Messenger RNA from Pseudovirgaria hyperparasitica, 1154 nucleotides. RefSeq lists its product as uncharacterized. NCBI's taxonomy places the organism in Eukaryota, Fungi, Ascomycota, Dothideomycetes, Acrospermales, Acrospermaceae. The transcript has a single exon. The record is from RefSeq and is a predicted model, not a curated record. Bases 496 to 966 code for a protein of 156 amino acids.
CAGAAGCUCGAAGGACCACUUAUGCCCCGAGACAAGCAAGAGGAGGUCAUCAUCAACAUAGGCAGCGAUGAUGACGAUGCUGCCAAUGAAGACGCAUGGAUCGAAUUGCGCCUGGCGGAAUCAGUUGUUUCUUCUUGUUCAGACUGACCUUGUGAAUUCGUCAACUUUCUAUACUCCAGGGACCCAAGUUAUAUCGAGGACUUCCGAAGGAGCCGCGGAAGUGAUCUGGGCACUGCUAUCAGUUAGCUGAUACGCUCUAUCUUUCCAAACUAGAAAUAUUAUUACGCUUCCCAUAUCCGUAACUCAUUGAGCAACAUCGUCGUCUUUUGGGUCUGAUCUGCAAUUGGGCCCUGUCAUAUACUCCCCCCACCGCCAUCCUGCCUGAAGGUCCUACGACAGGGACCCUCUCAGGAGAUCCCGUCCCUGCCACUCGGGCCACUUCUUGAUCUUAGGUAUAUGUUAGCAUCUAUCCCUUAAAGGAGCACCACAUAUCCAAUGGCAUUUUCUCACCGGGUCAUCGUUCGCGAGGAAACGCUCAAAAUCGGCAGGACCGACAUGAAUACAGCGUCACGAGUUCACUCGGGUCAGCUGCGUUCGAAACUGAGGCUCUAUGUUUGCCUCUUGGAUGAAGGUGAUGUCCAAGAAUCCAUGAAGGCUAUUGCGACCUGUCCGACUAUAAUGACCAACGCCCCCUCCGUAAAUGUGCUAGUCGAUCCACGCGCUCUUUCCGCGAGGUCUCCUAUCUACCAACACCUGUUGACAGCACGCAAGACAACCACCAAAAUCAAUUUCUACCAUUCGCACGAUGGCAAGUUAUUUAUUCGCGACCAGGAGCUGGAAGAGACAUUGGACGCAGAAUCACAGCGUGGGCCUAAUCGAAUGCUGCAUAGCCCCUGUUCCGCCCGACACACUACGCCGGAACAAAUGGCAAAGGAAGUUCAGCGACCUUCACAGAGUGCUUCCUGAGGGUGCAUGGCAAGAUCUAUGGAUCUACUAGACGAGAGCUAUUCUUUCGGGGUUGACGAUAUAGGCACAAAGACACAAAGCAAGUGGGGUACGAAGGAUGGUCCCGGCGGUUUUUUGGGGGUUGCUGGUCUAUAGUUGUUGCUCCUACAUGGCCUAAUGGCCCACAUAAUGCACUCAGAUCACACGCA